This is a messenger RNA of Phaeodactylum tricornutum CCAP 1055/1, 1212 nucleotides long. RefSeq lists its product with no specific name. The coding region runs from base 1 to 1212 and encodes 403 amino acids. The record is from RefSeq and is a predicted model, not a curated record. NCBI's taxonomy places the organism in Eukaryota, Bacillariophyta, Bacillariophyceae, Surirellales, Neidiaceae. The transcript has 2 exons.
AUGAAUUUAUCUUUUCUACCCUUCAGCUCGAACAGCUUUGCUAUCCUUGCAACCACGCCAACGGUGAAAGUUGGUCAAGAGCAGGGCAGCUACAAAUCGAUAAAGAUUGUUCCUGGCAAGAACGAUAUUCUGCUUGGUAGAGUCCCUCAAACCCAUCGUCUCGCAUUGUCUACAGGGGGCAAGAACAACCAGCACUCGGGGAAUGUUCAGCUUCGAAAUUUGGCUCGAUCUUUCUGUUCCGUCUACCACGGCGCCAAAAAAAAAGAAAAGCCGGCCAUUGCUCAAAGUUUGGUUGGCUGUGUCCGCAACUUGAGCCCGCCUGGCCGUUUCCUAAAGCAUACUGUAGAAGGAUGGGAGGAGGCCACAGAGUCCGUUGCUCAAGAAAAGGCCAGUCAAAGCCUUCGGGACACCGUGGCAUCAGUCCUUAAGGAAGCAGCAAUUCAGGAUGGCACAGAGCUACCAACCGAGAUCUUCACCCAAGCCUGCCUCAAAGGCCCAUGUCCCGUUUCAAGCCGUCGGCAUGCAACUGCAAAAACACCCAUAUCAAUGCACCUUCAACAAUCUAAUGAGCAGCUGACCCAGAACGACUCCGCUUCAUUGUUUACAACUGCAUUUUCGAGCCAUACUUCCAUAUCCGAUAGUCCAGCGGUUCACUAUGGCAACCGACUACUUCCGCCCAUUGACGUCACCUUGUCCGCUUUCUCCCUAGAAAGUUCCGUGGGCAAGCAAAGAAAAAUUUCUUUUCCAGGCAGAAAUCCCAACACUGUGAACCAACACUCGCAGACAAAACGAGCGCGAUAUACAGCAGCAGAGACGGGGAAUUAUACUUUUGAAUGGGGCCUAAUCCCUAAGCUCCAGAGCAUGUCUUCGGAUGGGUUUUAUAUGUCAUGCCACGGAUUGCCUAAAUUACUAUCCGGAAUUGGAACUGGGAACGGCGGCAUCAGUCUCAAUGAUGUAGCGCAAUACGCUCAUCUUGCCACUCAACGGGAGAAAAACAGCAAUAUGAGUGAGUUCAGCGUAAGCGACAAUUUUGAAGAGGGCAAACCCAUUGGUGCUGAUGCGCUUGACGCUAUUGUUUGGGAUGAAGACGACAUUGAUCUUGACAGCUCCUCUUCUUUUCCAAUAGCUCCGAGUCAACAUCAGGAGGGGGCCUCUUGGGAUGAUGAGGACGCAUUUCGUCGCAACAUCUUGAGUCUUCUACAAGAAAUUUAA